GUUCAACGGUGAACUCAAUCUACAAUGGAUGUGCAUUUAGAUUUUGACUGAUAUGCAGAUUAUGAAUCUCGGUCGGGGGAAUUUAGUUGGGAUUAGCUUGUAGUGUGAAAUUAGGAGCCACAGUCACUUCUUUUGUGGAGGAAUUCCAAGUUCAUUAUGUGCCAGUAUUGUUAGGUUUUGGUGAUUCUUCUGGUACUGCAUGUUCAUUGUGUGAUUGUGGUUCUGUCUUACAAUGUCUGGAGGUACACCGGUUGGUGGAGGAGGGUUUAUGAGACAGAGACACAGCCAGGGGUACGCAAGCAGUGGCGAUGACCUUGAAGACGAUGCAUGCUCGAGACUUCGUCCUUUUUCUCCUGCAAGCUUUGAAGAAGAAAGAAGAACGUGGAUCGAGAUUUUGGAAAAUUUUCUUUGGAUUGCUUCCGCGGCUUUAAUCGUAUACUUCGGCGAUCGUGAUUCCAAUUUGAUUUACCUCUUGUUUCAUGACGAACGAAUCAAAAGACUGCCUAUGUAUCUUGGAAUGAUAGGUAUUGGACUAAAUGCACUGGUUUUCAUAUAUACAAGCAUCUUGGCAUGGAGUGUUAAGAGAUUUGAUGAAAAAUGGGGACUAAAAAAAUGGGAAGUAACAAGUGUCGCUGCUUUACCAUUCGUUACUGCAUUUGGACUCGUCUCUUUUUGCUCAUUCACCUUUGCAUUGUGGCCAAUAUGGAGCUUCCUGACACUUCCUCUUCUGUUCACGUUAUUUAUGGCUUGCAUGGUUAUAACCCCCUACCUCAUAAUUGGGAAGUUCCACCCUUGCUAUGACGAGCUCCGUACCGAUUAAGCCUCAUACGAUUCAAGCGAGGAAUAGUGCUGACUUGCAUGAAGGGUUACUAAGUUCUAACCCCCAUCAUUGAUCGGUAGUCAUGGUGAUGUAGAGUGAAUUUC
This is a messenger RNA of Neltuma alba, 924 nucleotides long. RefSeq names its product transmembrane protein 128-like. The record is from RefSeq and is a predicted model, not a curated record. NCBI's taxonomy places the organism in Eukaryota, Viridiplantae, Streptophyta, Magnoliopsida, Fabales, Fabaceae. The transcript has 4 exons. Bases 233 to 820 code for a protein of 195 amino acids.